UGAUUGUGCUGAACGUAUUUGUUUACUGCGACUUAUUGAUCGUCGUGUUAUAAAUCGUUUUCAAAAAUUUCUCGUUUGGCUUGGUUAUCCUCGUGGUAUAAUACAAGACACAAAAAUAACAUCAUUUUGUAAAAUACUCAGUGAAUUUGCACUUGAAUAUCGUACAACACGUGAUCGUAUAACAACACAAAAAGAAAAGAAACAAACGCGAGCUGAACGAAGUAAAACAAGUGGCAAAUUAAUAACUGAAAUUAUUCCAGAAAAAAGUGGUUUACUAAAACAUGCUUUACCAAAUGAUACUCGAACAGAUGACGAAGCUGAAUUUAUUUAUCAACGUGCUAAUGAAAAUGCUCAUACAUCUAAUAAUCGAUUUAAUAGUGAUGCAUCUCGUAAGACAUCUGUCGGAUCAAAACAACAAAUGCAACAAAAUUCACAACCAGGUGGUCUAGCAGCUGCGAUGAAUAAUGUAUCAAAACAAGAAAUAAUGAUGCCUGGACAUAGACUAAGAGAAAGACCUGCGGUUAAUCCUUUGAAGAAGCCUACAGUACAAUCUCCAUCCCAUUUAAGCGUAAAACAAUCAAAUAAUCCGAAUGAAACUGACGCAUUUGAUACAAGUGAUGAAUUACUUGAUGAUCUCGUUAAAAAUGCUACAUUGACAGCAUCAAGAGAUGCUCUUAAACAACGUAAAACAGCUCGAUAUGGUGCUCAACGACGAUCUUUACGUCGAACACUUCAUCUUGGUUUAAAUGACGAAGAACGUGCUGAAGUACUUGGUGCUGGACAAAACUAA
Adineta steineri is the source of this 790-nucleotide messenger RNA. NCBI's taxonomy places the organism in Eukaryota, Metazoa, Rotifera, Eurotatoria, Adinetida, Adinetidae. The record is from the annotation of a GenBank genome assembly.